GCAGAUUUUUCGAUCUCCCCCUAUACAUUUAGAAAGUUACUUAGUUAAAUAUUUUUUACAAAUUCUAUUACAUUGUUUAUGACAAUCAGGCAUGAUAAUUAGAGUCGUGUUCUCUUUAUCUUUUACACAAUAGAAUAUUAGUCAUGAAAAACCUAUAAAAUAAGUAGUAUUUAUUUAAAAACAAAAAACCCAGUGCUAUUUCCCGCGACAGGUAAUUCACCCCGAUAACAUUUUAACACCCUCGCAAUCAAAAUAGCAUUAACAUAUUUCGUGUAGUCAUCUUAUCAUUGGCUACUUUAAAUAAUAAUCCAUUAUUAAUAAUAACUAACAAGAAAAUGAAGCUAAUUUUAAAGUUAAUCAUCCUUUUGAUAAACUCGGCCUUAUUGUGUAACGCAGUCUGUUCUCGAGGAGUAUUUGAAUCCGGUGUAAGUCAAAACGAGCGCAAUUUCAUUGUCAAUGAGCAUAAUAGGCUGAGAAUGAUGCUAGCAAAGGGUCAAGUUGGAGGACAACCGAGAGCCAUCAAUUUGAAACGAAUGUAUUGGGAUGACAGACUUGCUCAGGCCGCUCAGAAUAUAGCCAAUACUUGUGUUUAUGGACACGUGCGGGUUUCUGAUCCUAGAUGGCAGGUGGGUCAAAACAUAGCAACAAGUUGGUCAUCGAAUGACAGAAAAGGAGCCAAUUGGAGCGAACCAAUUAUGAACUGGUGGAACGAAUAUCGUCAGUACAAAUAUCCUGGAGGAUUUUCUAUGGCCACGGGACAUUAUACACAGAUGGCAUGGGAUGACACAAAGUAUGUAGGUUGCGGCUACACAUACUUCCCAAUAAGCAAUGGCAAUAUGAAAUAUCAGAAAAUUUAUGUUUGCAACUAUGGACCAGCUGGAAACUACCCAAGGGCUCCGUAUAAAACUGGAAAUUCUGGAUGUGAAAACCUGUGCUAAUUUGUAACAAUGUUAUUCUAAAAUAAAACAAACAUAUUAUUAUUACCAUGUAUUAUUUAAUCAUUUUUCAACAAAGACACUUCUUUGGGUUGAAACUAAAUAAAAUGUUGAGACACACUUUUAAUCUUCAUCAUCACUAUCAAGAAUUCUGCCACGCUUAGCGGUAGGUUUUUCGCUAUCGGAGUCAGAAGUAGAUCGUAACCUUUUUUCAUUUUCUAAAUCUUUGCCUGCUCCAGCAUCACUAUCGCUAUCAACGAUAGCUCUAAAAUUCUUGUGAUUAUUUUGUUCAGUGUUUUCAUCAUCACUUUUCUCACGAUCAUUUUCAUCUUCACUGUCACUCUCGAUGAUUACUCGGGUUUUUUUACGAGGACUCACAUUUUCCUCAGCAUCAUCAAUAGUAAAUUCUUGUACAGUGAACUGAACAGUUUCCGUUGUAGCAUCCAUAGGUUCUGAUUCUGGGUUCUCAGACUCCUGACUUGAUUUUGAACCAUCAUCAGGCUCUGGACUUAAUUUUGAACUCUCAUCAGGCUCUGGACUUGAUUUUGAGCUCUCAGGCAUAGCACUAUCGUCCUUUCUCAUUUUCCUUAGCUUAUCAAACAAGUCAUCGUCAUCUGAACUUUCAUGAUUCUCGAUGACCUGUGGAGUGUCUUCUUCUACAAAGUGGAGUGUUUUAUCUAAGGCCUGUUGGAUUGCGUCGCAAUAAUCUUUGAGGGUUUCGGGAUUGAGGGUGGUUGGAA
Molecule: messenger RNA, 1675 nt
Organism: Ceutorhynchus assimilis (cabbage seed weevil)
Lineage: Eukaryota; Metazoa; Arthropoda; Insecta; Coleoptera; Curculionidae
Source: the annotation of a GenBank genome assembly